AAAUGAAAGCCAAGUGGAAAUUACAUUUCCAACAUCGUCGCCUACGCCUACGAUGUGUCCUCCUGUUGGCUGAAAAUGAACAGGUAUGUUUACGUAAUGUAUUGUUUUAUUGUUAUCUACAUGGCCCGUAGACUAUUGUUGAGCAGCAGUAAUUUACUUCAAACACACACAUGAACAAGCAGUCAUUCAAAGUUGUAUUUGUGCUGUAAUCAGACUCAUCAUUACAUAAAAGAAUAGAACAGAGAUAAUUUAUGCCAGGAUACAUCUAUAAAUACUAUUUGAUUGUAACUUUGUGUAGUCAUGUGUAACAGAUAGAAGAAGUGACAGUAAAUAAUAUUUGUAAUUUUUAUUUCUUAUGGUAUGUGUUCUAUUGCAAUAUGUAUUAAUUUCACCAAAAUCCCUCACUUGUUGUGUUGUUCCUAAAUUUAUCCUUGGUAUUGGGAGUACUGUUUUAGUUUGUGCUACAGCGCCCUCUAGUGGUUGUUAGCAGACGCACUGCGUCUCUUCCAGUCUCUCGUCAGUCUGCACUGAACCUGACUGCGAGAGGAAUAAACCUGAGUUCAACAAGACAUGCCAGUGUCCAGCGUCUGAUUGUGCACCAGAACACAACGCAGUGUGGUCGGGACCUGCAGACCGUUCAGGCUACACAUGCAAAGUCCUCCAAACCCCAGGCAGUACUGCCAGCUGAAUGCCACAGUGCCAGUGCUGGCACUGUAUUUUGACGGCCAGAGUGACCUUCGGAUCGACUUUCGCCUGUCCAGGGCAUCUUUUAAUGCCCUGAUGGCAGCCAUCGGGAAGGAUGCUGAUCACGGUUGGGGGCCUGUUAUUGAGUCCCUGGUAUUUUUGUUUUGGUUGGCUAGUGGAACUUCCUACCGUGUUGUGGCCAGGGCAUUUGACAUGCCCCGAACCACAGUUCACCGGGCAGUCCACAAAACGAGCGGGAAGAUAUUGGCUCUCCUCCAUCAGAUCGUCCAUCACCAUCACAGAGGAGGAUCUGGUUGCCGUAGGAACAGGCUUUGCACGUCUGGCAGGGUCGGCUGUUUUUUUAACACGGGAGUUGGUAGUAUCGACGGCUGCCACAUUAGAGUCAAGCCGCCCUCUGACGAUGCAACCUGCUACAUAAACAGGAAACUGUUUUACUCCAUCCAACUUCAGGCUGUGUGUGACCACACAGCAAAGUUUAUUGAUGUUUGCGUUGGUUACACCGGGUCUGUGCAUGAUGCAAGGGUGCUGAAAAACAGCCCUCUGUACUAUGAGCAGAAGUACCCUCCACCGGGUUUCUGCAUCAUUGGGGAUGGCGGUUACCCCUGCCUCUCCAACCCAAUGACCCUCAUCACACCAUACCGCGAGCCUCUCCGCAACCAGCUGCAGUGGAGACGAGGUAAAUGCAAAAAGUAACAAAAUUUAUUUACAAAACACUAAUUCAUGAAUAAAUGUAAAGCUCAGUAUCAGUAGUCAGUGGUGUAGGAGUGCAUGGAUGCGUGUGUGUGAGUGCAUGUAGAAAAAGAGGAAGAAUAGCCGCGCCGCGAUGUCCACAGGAAUGGAGAGAUGUGCGUGAAUGGAGAGAGAGCGUUCUGAACGGCGAAGAGGGUUUUAUAGUCAGCGCUACACCGGGCCCAGGUGUAGCUCAUCAACCCAUCAUCUCCUCAUGUCCCCGCCUCUACCAGAACCUGCAAGAAACAAAGAGACCAGCGAGCCAACACACACCUAGUGGUGGGGAGGGGUCGUCAUUUCUUUGUCAAUGACUUAAAACCUCAGAGUAACAACAAUAAACAGAUUGAAUUAUA
Molecule: messenger RNA, 1787 nt
Organism: Sebastes umbrosus (honeycomb rockfish)
Lineage: Eukaryota; Metazoa; Chordata; Actinopteri; Perciformes; Sebastidae
Exons: 4
Coding region: 649-1398 (249 amino acids)
Source: RefSeq, a predicted model, not a curated record